GAGACUGGAGACCCGGAAGUCGGCCUUCUGUUGCUCUCUUGUGACACAUGAAAGUCACCGGUACAACAUCCCGAUGUGUCGUUCGUCAUUUGUUCGAGGGAGCUAAACAGUAGCACGUGGUAAACAUGCGUACGGUAGAUUAUACGCCUUGUCAGUGCUCAUUCAAGCGAUAGGAUUUUGUGACGCUGGUUAUUCAACGCAACCUCACAUUACAGCUCUCUCAAAGUCAGAUUCACUGCAAGUGUUACACCGCCCUCGUCCUUUUAAAGUGUACAAAUGGCAAGGAGCCUCGGUCGAGUAUGCCUGGGCUUCCACCGCCUCGGCGCACUCUCCUCUGCGCCGCCUCCGCCCAGCCUGCUAACCUCCAGCCGAUCGGUCAGGACCAUCUUUGCACCGGCCAUCCUGGGGCUGCCAUCGUUUUUCUCCAAGCCCCGGGACUUCAGCCUGCCGAACUCCUCAUGGGGCUCAGAAAUGAUGCGGUUGUACAAACAUUAUAACAGCCAGUGUGAGGUGGAGAUGGAAGGAGGAGAGAAACAGGAAGGGCCGUGGCAAAGACUGCCGAGCUACAACCGCUUCCUCAAGUAUGCUACAGGUGGAGUUUAUCUUAGUAAGAUAAUUCAGUCAAAAGCUCGUCUUUUUACCCGGAACAACAGAGACACGGGGGCAACAUUUGAGUACGUUUUAUUUUUCAAUAGUGAAGAGCAGAAGUGUGUGGCCAUUUUCCAGGCUGGACACCUACUGGAGGGGCCGCCAGGACAUGUCCACGGGGGGGCAAUAGCCACUAUGAUUGACACUGUGGUAGGGGCUCAUGCUAACAUAGUAUCUGGACCUGUUGUGACUGCCAACCUCAACAUCAACUACCGCAGGCCUAUCCCACUGGGAAGCACAUUGGUGAUUGAAUCCUCUCUAAUUAAGAAAGAAGGCAAAAAAGUAUUUAUUACAUGCAAAGUGACCAGCAGCGAUGGCUCCAAACUGCACACAGAUACAACAGCACUGUUCGUGUCAAUCAAUAUCAGCCACCUACUACUGGGAUCGUGACGCAAACACACCAGACUACCACCUCCUCAAACACCGCCAGCAACCUGAGGCCACACCGUGUGUGUGUGUGUGUGUGUGUGUGUGUGUGUGUGUGUGUGUGUGUGUGUGUGUGUGUGGUAUUUUUGGGUUUUUUAUUUUCCAGGUGAUAUCAGAGAUACAUUUAUAUCCUAAUACUUAUAUGCUCUCUGCAUCAAACUACGGUUUCAUGAAAUAGUUUUUACUUACCUCUGCUUAGUGUUAUUAACACAUCAACAGCUCAUAUAUAAGCAUUAUUCAUUGUAAAUUUUAGGAUGUAUUUAUUGUAAUUUAUACAAUAUUUGUGGUUUGAAGUAACACUGGUGCCUUUGGAUGUAGGAUUAUUGCUCAGUGUACUGUAAAUUAAUAUUUUAUUUCUUCUAAUAAAGCCUUACCUAUUGGUAUUCUAUG
Cyclopterus lumpus (lumpfish) is the source of this 1464-nucleotide messenger RNA. It is a transcript of the gene them4, whose product is annotated as thioesterase superfamily member 4. The transcript is spliced from 6 exons. The coding region runs from base 277 to 1038 and encodes 253 amino acids. NCBI's taxonomy places the organism in Eukaryota, Metazoa, Chordata, Actinopteri, Perciformes, Cyclopteridae. The record is from RefSeq and is a predicted model, not a curated record.